Molecule: messenger RNA, 2157 nt
Organism: Chenopodium quinoa (quinoa)
Lineage: Eukaryota; Viridiplantae; Streptophyta; Magnoliopsida; Caryophyllales; Amaranthaceae
Product: protein TRIGALACTOSYLDIACYLGLYCEROL 4, chloroplastic-like
Exons: 5
Coding region: 233-1633 (466 amino acids)
Biological process (GO): ER to chloroplast lipid transport; acylglycerol transport
Cellular component (GO): chloroplast envelope
Molecular function (GO): phosphatidic acid binding
Source: RefSeq, a predicted model, not a curated record
GUCGAUUUUAUCAACUCUAUCCCUUAAAACAAAAUAUUGACGGAUGGCUAGAUUGGCUACAAUAGAAUCGAGCAAGCUCAACUGCACAAGUAACUAGCAUCACUCUCUUCCCCUGUUCCUUUGAAUUUCACUCUCUUCUUCUUUACCACUCCACAAAUGCCUUCAUCUCUUUAAACUCUUCUUCUUCUUCUCUCUUUCUCUCUCCUGCUAUUAUCAAAAUCCACAGGAAAAAAUGAACAGAUUAAGAUGGGUAAUGGAAGGAGGAGAAUUCUGGGAAUUGGAUGUAUCAACACCCAUUACAAUGGAUGGUGUGGCCCGACCCUUACCCAAUGAUGGCCCACUUCCAUUGGGCCUUUCAAGGGGUACCCGGCUUUCCAGGCCCAAACAGAUCGAUUUCUUUCAGAAAUUCAUGGCUGCUCUCGUUGUUCCUUCUUUUUCCGCCGGCAAUGGUUUCUCUAUUCAACGUGCUCUCACUAUUCCUUCUGGCAAUGACUGGUUUACCACUUUGUUGGGUCAGUUCAACUUGCAACAGUUUGUGUCUUCCGUCAGAAAGGCAAAGUUAGAGGAGCGCUCAGAAUCAUCCUGGCUGCAAACCAUCGGAAGGCACUUAUCUGAGAAAUCGUUGUAUGCAUAUGGUGUUUGUUCAGAGUUCCUUGUAACACCUGAAGAUAAACUGCACUUUUCUUAUGAAGCAAGAGGCGACAGGAAAACUGCUCGGAAAAAGGCAGUUUUUAAUCAUAAGUUUCCUCAUCUUGAUUUGACAAUGGAGGGAGUUUGGCCUGGACUUUAUAUUGACAAGUAUGGAGAAUACUGGGAAGUACCAGUUACAUUGGCAGCUGAUCUGGCUUCUGUCACUUCUGACUCUGGUGCUAGCUACCACUUGUGUUUGCAGCAUAUAUCAGGUUUAGCGAAGCCAGUUGAAGGGAACGAGUCCACUGAAGUUCCUGCCAAUUUACUUCCUGGUCUCUAUCUUAAAAGUGCCUUUUCCUUCAAGAAGAAUAUAGACUUCUGGAGAAGUGAGGCAAAGAAGCUAAAAUAUGUUCAGCCCUAUGAUUUUUUUCUAUCAGGUCCCCAUAUCUCUGGCGCAGGUCUUAUUGGUGUUGUCGCAACUGCAUUGGUUGGAGAUAACUCACAAAGAUCACCAUUAGAUGAUCAGCCAAAGGAUUAUAAGCGCUUUGACCUUUAUGCAUCUAUGGGGAGAUCUGCAGUCCUUGCAGACUUGUUUGCAUCUUUAGCAUUCUCAGCCCAGUAUGGAAACUUCCAAAAGAAGGCUUUUGAUCUUACACAGAUCCAUGGCCGGUUAAAUUUUCCUUCAGGUUCCAAGUUCUUUUCAGCUGCGACAUGUUUGGCCCAAAACCUUUACAAGUCUGAACGGCCAUCCCUUGAAGCAGUACAGGCGGCCUGUCCAAAUGCCACACUAUCUCUUCAGCAACAGAUUGUAGGACCCUUCAGCUUAAGAGUUGAUUCAGAACUUUCUGUAAAUUUAAAGAACGAGGGAUGGAAGGUAAAUUUGGACAAUCCUGUAAUUGCAAUCGAAUAUGCUUUAUAUUUACUUGGCUCUGCAAAGGCCGUUGCUUGGUAUGCACCAAAGCAAAAGGAAUUCAUGGUGGAGCUUCGGUUGUUUGAGAUAUAGGUCUUCCUCGUCUGUUAGACAUCUUGAACUCCCUAUUGUAUCGACUUUACAGUUUUGGAAUGAAACGCAAGUUGAGCUUUCUUAUGGGAUUUUUUUUUGGGUGAUUGGUCAGGAAUUCAUAGUUUCAAGAAUGACAUGAACAGUGUGAUUGAUAUUCAAAAAUUGGUCUGGAUCAGAAAAAUAUACUGGUCCAGACCAAUUAUCAAAGAGAACUGAUCCGGUCUCCAAGUAGAAAUAAGUAAUUAAUUUUAUGGUCUCUGGUCUGGACCAAAACCCAUCAAAAAUCGGUCUUGGACCAUAUUAUGUUUUAGUACUACCUCCGUUACAUAAUAUUUGCAACGAUUUGACAUAAAGUAGAGAGGAAAAAUGUCUAAUCGUUUUAAAUAAUAUGUAAUAGAGGUUGUAUAAAAUUUUGUAAAGCCUCUAAAAUUGGUUUUCUAUUCUAUUUAGUUUUUUAUUUUUCAUUUUUUAAUGGUAAGUUUCUAUUCACAAUAUGAAGUAUCAUGCUUUGUAUAUAAAACUAA